This is a messenger RNA of Salarias fasciatus (jewelled blenny), 799 nucleotides long. It is a transcript of the gene myog, whose product is annotated as myogenin. NCBI's taxonomy places the organism in Eukaryota, Metazoa, Chordata, Actinopteri, Blenniiformes, Blenniidae. The transcript is spliced from 3 exons. The record is from RefSeq and is a predicted model, not a curated record. Gene Ontology annotation, molecular function: protein dimerization activity; DNA-binding transcription factor activity, RNA polymerase II-specific; RNA polymerase II cis-regulatory region sequence-specific DNA binding. Gene Ontology annotation, biological process: positive regulation of skeletal muscle fiber development; muscle organ development; positive regulation of transcription by RNA polymerase II. Bases 19 to 771 code for a protein of 250 amino acids.
ACCGCGGCAUCGUCCAGCAUGGAGCUUUUCGAGACCAACCCGUACUUCUUCCCCGACCAGCGCUUCUACGAAGGAGGAGACACCUACUUCCCCUCUCGUCUGCCCGGGGCGUACGACCAACCCGGCUACCAGGACAGGAACUCCAUGAUGGGCUUGUGCGGGAAUCUGUCGGGGGCCGUCGGGGUCGGAGUGACGGGCGCGGAGGACAAAGCCUCUCCGUCCAGCCUGUCGCCUCACGCCGAGCCCCACUGCCCGGGCCAGUGCCUGCCCUGGGCCUGCAAGCUGUGCAAGAGGAAGACGGUGACCAUGGACCGCCGGCGAGCGGCCACGCUGAGGGAGAAGAGGCGUCUGAAGAAGGUGAACGAGGCCUUCGACGCGCUGAAGAGGAGCACCCUGAUGAACCCCAAUCAAAGGCUGCCCAAGGUGGAGAUCUUGCGGAGUGCCAUCCAGUACAUCGAGAGACUGCAGGCCCUGGUGUCUUCCCUCAACCAGCAGGACAGCGAGACCGGACAGCAGGGACUGCACUACCGACCCAGCACCGGCCAGCCAAGAGUGUCGUCAUCAAGCGAGCCCAGUUCGGGCAGCACCUGCUGCAGCAGCCCGGAGUGGAGCAGCACCCCAGAGCAGUGCACGCAGAGCUACAGCAGCGAGGAUCUGCUGAGUGCCGCUGACUCUCCGGACCAGGGGAACAUGCGCGCCCUGACCUCCAUCGUGGACGGCAUCACUGCAGCCGACGGGCCCGUGGCCUUUCCUGUGGACAUUCCCAAAUAGACUCUCCAACCGGCGGACCCGUAGGUGC